UUCCAGUCGGACAUGUUUCAGCGUUGCACCCGCAUGGCGUUCAGAGCACAGCAUAUGAUUGAAUUACUCUAAUAAAUAGUUUUUAUGAAAUGAAAUAUUAAAAAACUGUACUUCGUUAGUUGAUUUAGAACGGCUUCCUGCAAGUACUUUAUCGGAACACUGAGAUGUUUGCAAAAGCGUUUCGUGUGAAAUCUAACACCGUUAUUAAGGGAUCUGACAGGAGGAAGCUGAGAGCAGAUAUCUCUGCUUCUUUCCCUUCCCUGUCGGCUGAGGAUCUAAAUGAGCUGAUCCCAAAUAAAGAAGAGCUGAAUAUUGUCAAGAUUUAUGCACAUAAGGGAGAUGCAGUCACUCUGUACGUCCUGCAUAAAAAGCCCAUAUUCUUUCAGCUGGAUAAACAGCUGUUUCCUACAGUGUACACACUGUGGCAGUAUCCCGCCAUGUUACCAGCAUUUGUCACAUGGCCGCCUGUCCUGCAGAAGUUAGCUGGUGGAGCAGAUCUCAUGUUGCCGGGUGUAGUGGUACCUCCUGAUGGCCUUCCUGAGGUAGAUAAAGGAGACUGCUGUGCUGUCACUCUUGUGAUGAACAGGGCACCAGUGGCUGUUGGCACAGCAGCUGUGUCGAGCGCUGAGAUGAGGAACAGUGGCAUGAAGGGGAAAGGAGUGAAUAUUUUACACACAUACAUGGACCAGCUGUGGGCUUUUGGUGAUAAGUCACAGCCUCCAGUUAUGCCAGUCACAAACUCACCAGCACAGGUGGAGGGAGAAACAGAGGGAGAGGAAUGUGAGGAGAAAGAGCAGGAGGUGAAUGACAGCUCUAAUCCAGCUCCAGUGGAAACAUCUCGUCAGAGCAUGCAGGAGCUGAGGCUGGAUGAACAUGAGGCAUUGAAGGAGGAAGAACCAGUUGAGGAUAAAGAGGGAGAAGACGCUAACGGAGAAGAAGACUCUAGAUCUCCACAGGAGCAGAUGGAUGAGUUACUGCUGCAAUGUUUCCUCCAUGCACUAAAAACUAAAGUCAAAAAGUCACAGCUGCCACUACUGACCGGCACCUUCCUGCGCAACCACAUGAUGUUCUGCUGUCCUAAAGGAAAGUACCUAGAUAUCAAGAAGUCCAGUUAUAAAAAGCUUUCUAAGUUUCUGCAUUGCAUGCAGAAAGAUCACAGUCUGAUUCAGGUGAAGGAGCUGAGUAAAGGUGUGGAGAGCAUUGUGGAAGUUGACUGGAAAAACCCUGAGUUGUGUUCUUUUAGCAUACCAGAGGACUUUGAGCCAGAGAAAAAGCCUGAAGAAGAAAGUGGAGCUUCUGAGGUCCUGUACCAGCCCCCUGAAAUCACAACACUAUAUGGGGUCACUGCACGCCUGGAGCCUCUCUUUCAGGAUGCACAGAAAAAAAAGGGGACGCCUCUGAAGGCCGCUGAAGUGAGGAAUAUCAUCACAGAAUAUGUGAAGAAAAAUGAACUUGUCUAUGAAACCAACAAAAAUUACGUUAACAUUAACCCUACACUUUGUGACUGUUUGCUGGAGAAGUCUGAAUACCAGGAAGUGGAGAAGCUGAAAUGGGAUGAACUCUUUAGCAGGACUCUAAUCAGAAUGCAAGCAUGCCAUGAGGUGCUGUUUCCAGGUCAGCCUCCUGUGGUAAAGAAAGGACAGAUGGAGCCGAUAGACAUUACUGUCGCCUCCAGGGGCUCCAAUAAAAAGGUUACAAUAAUUAAGAAUCUGGAGGCAUUUGGUUUGGAUCCAGCUGUGGUAGCAGACACUCUGCAGCAUCAGGUUCAGGCCAGCUGUGGCCUUCAGGAAUGCCCAGGAGCCAAAAACCGAGUCCUUGUGCAGAUCCAGGGAAACCAGGUUCAACAAGUCGGCAAACUGCUGCUAGAUCGGUAUAAGAUCCCACGGAAAUAUGUACUUGGUCUUGACAAAGCUCCCAAACCAGGCAAGAAGAAAUAACAGACGACACCUCAAUGGAAGAACCAUGUGUUGUUGUAAUAUUUCAAAUAAUAUCUGUAGUUCAACCAUAACAUCAUUUGUGCAAUACAAUAAAUCUGAUUUAAUUCUGAACAAUCUCUUAAAUUAAUCUUUAUAGUUUGCAUAAUGUUUCCUCAGCAGAGCACAGUUUAUUUACAUGCCUCAAUAACAGCUUAUUCAAGCAUUAGUUUGCCCUUCCGAUCUAACUGAGAGAGUGACUCCAGAAUGACUAUCAUCAUUUAUAAUGAUGAACUGCCAGGUAGGAAAGUAUACACUGU
Molecule: messenger RNA, 2233 nt
Organism: Labeo rohita (rohu)
Lineage: Eukaryota; Metazoa; Chordata; Actinopteri; Cypriniformes; Cyprinidae
Gene: eif2d
Product: eukaryotic translation initiation factor 2D
Exons: 15
Coding region: 165-1937 (590 amino acids)
Biological process (GO): formation of translation preinitiation complex; translational initiation
Molecular function (GO): RNA binding; translation initiation factor activity
Source: RefSeq, a predicted model, not a curated record